GUUGGCAACGGAUUAGACCUGUUGAUUCUCUAAAGCUGUAGUAAAACGGCUGCAUGGUAGGAUCUAAGAGACUCUGGGCUUUAGUACUUGCUGAAGUCAAUUUUCUACCCAAGGUACUCAUUUGCCCAAAUGGAAGAUAAGAAAAGGGUGACAUUGAUGACCUCAACUACGCUGCAUCCCGGAAAAGAAGCUGGAAAACCUUCUACACACCAGGUGGACCUCUUGCAGGAGGUCCCAGAACCAGAUGCCAUUUCAUUGGACAACCUGCUCUUUCAGAGACCCGGGGAUGAGGAUUGCUUUAGGAAAGGGGAAGGACCUUCAUGUCCUGAUAGCAAUGAGCUGGACAGCGUCUUGGAUUCCUUGCUGGACUCUUCAACACAAGGUCAUUCCCACCCUUGGUCUGAUUAUGUUUCUUCAGAGAUAGGGGACAACCAAUUAAUUCAUGUUCUGAGCUCUUCUGGGAAAAGUAAGGACAUUGGUGCCAUUUCAAACUUGUCUCAAGGCGAGGUUUGCUCUUGGAUUGAAGCUAAGGUCAUCAGAGGUUCAAUGUCCCCCAAUGGGAAAGACAGAACAACCCUGCAAGAGGCUAACCUGAAUUUACCAGGAAAAAUUGUUACUGCUACAAACAUCCCCUUAUUUCCUCUAGAACUUGGCUUUAAUACUAUGUCCGUCCUGCCAUUAAAUCAAGCUUACAUUGCUGCAAGGGCACGGCAGAUUUUAGACGUUGAAGGAGCUGACCAGAAACCUUUAUCCCCAAGCACCACUUUACAGUCAUCUCAGCAUCUGGUUCCCUUUUCAAAUGCUCAACCUACUAUAAAGCAAAACUCACUUCUGCAUUCUGAAAAUUUAGAAGACGCCAAGAUUAAAAAGGAAGAUGCUGAGAUGUCUCUGUACAAGCCUGACAACCAGGUAUCAGUGAGUCCAGAUUAUGGAGUUCCACCAAAACUCCCUGCUUCUCCUGAUCUUGCUAAUUCUUUUGAUUACAUUCUCUAUAAAAGUGAAUCAAAACAUUCUCUUGAUUCUAUUAAGGCUAUAACCCAGGGGAAAUUGUGUGACAGUCCUGGUAAUAUUCAACCAUCUACAUCCAGUACCCCCCAACCAACCUAUCAGCCCACGAAUCUCAAUGGCCACCAGCAUUUUGGGUACCAGACAGCCACUUUGAAAGAAUGUUUUUUCCCCCAGAUUCAGUUGUCAUAUGGACAAUUUAUAAGGUCUGAUAGUGAUGCUGACCAAAGGUCUCCGUAUGGGUUCGAAUCUUUCCCUCAGAAGAUCUGUCUAAUUUGCGGGGAUGAGGCUUCUGGCUGUCAUUAUGGAGUACUUACCUGUGGAAGCUGCAAAGUCUUCUUUAAAAGAGCUAUUGAAGGGCAGCAUAAUUACUUAUGUGCAGGUAGGAACGACUGCAUUGUUGAUAAAAUACGAAGGAAGAACUGUCCAUCAUGUCGUCUAAGGAAAUGUUGCCAGGCUGGAAUGGUUCUUGGAGGUCGAAAGUUUAAAAAGUUUAGCAGAGUAAAAACUGGGAGAGAAAUUGAUACAAUUGUGUUUCAGCAAACAACAAGCGUUCCAACAGAAUGUCAACAAGCUCUGACACGGAGGAUCUCUACAAGUCCAACUCAAGAAAUCCAGUUUAUUCCAGAACUGUUGCACAUUUUACAGAGUAUAGAGCCAGAGGUUGUUUAUGCAGGUUAUGAUAAUUCACGACCUGAAACGCCAAGCGCAUUGCUAAGUAGUCUCAAUCAGUUGUGUGAACGACAGCUUCUUUCUGUUGUUAAAUGGUCAAAAUCACUUCCAGGGUUUAGGAGUUUACACAUUGAUGACCAGAUUACACUUUUGCAAUAUUCUUGGAUGAGUUUGAUGGUGUUUGCAUUGGGAUGGAGGUCGUACAAACAUGUCAGUGGUCAGAUGCUUUAUUUUGCACCAGACUUAAUACUGAAUGAACAAAGAAUGAAAGAGUCAUCAUUCUAUUCCCUUUGUCUCGCAAUGUGGCAGUUACCACAAGAGUUUGUUAAAUUUCAAGUCAGCCAUGAAGAGUUUCUUUGCAUGAAGGCUCUGUUGCUUCUGAAUACAAUUCCUUUGGAGGGUCUUAAAAGUCAAAACCAGUUUGAUGAGAUGAGGACAAACUACAUCAGGGAAUUGGCCAAGGCGAUUGGCCUGAAACAGAAAGGAGUAGUGGCCAGUUCACAGAGAUUCUAUCAGCUAACUAAGCUCAUGGACUCCAUGCAUGAACUAGUAAAACAGCUUCACCUGUACUGCCUCAACACUUUCCUUCAGUCCCGGGCACUUAGUGUUGAAUUUCCUGAGAUGAUGUCAGAAGUCAUAUCUGCCCAGCUACCCAAGAUAUUGGCAGGAAUGGUAAAACCCCUCGUGUUUCACAAAAAGUAAACAUCAUCCUAUUUUCCACAAAAACUGCUCAUUAACUUCUAAAUAUCUUCUUGCUGUCAUGAUGUUGUGGUAACAGAUGCUUUAUUAUACUCUACAAGUUUCAAAACAUGGACCUUAUAGAAAAGAGAAGAAAAGAAAAAGAAGAAAAGAAAAAGAAAGAACGAAAGUAUAGUUUUAUAUUUAAACCUGAUAAAAGUGAAAUAUGACAAAGGCUGAUAUUUACAAAUACCAUUCAAUGAACCAACAUUACUUUUGCAUUUUUUCUGAACAUAGGGUUGCCACCUCGGCCAUUUUUUCUGGACACUUAUGAGUUAUACAUGCUGCAGGGAGUGCAGGUAGGAACAGGAAUUUAAACCCUGGACAGCACACAAAUAGUGACACUGAACAGCACUAUUCAUGUUCCUCUCUGCACAGCAUGCAUGAGAACAUGUGUAACUCAUAAGUGUCCAGGAAAACAUAGCCAAGGUGGUAACCAUAGCUGAACACCAUAGCUUUGGCUACCUGCAUUGCUAUAUUCUCAAGCAUAAAUACUGGUUGCAGUGGCAUGUCUACUAACAUAGCUGGCAAAAUGUACCAAGGGUUCUCUCCAGCACAGUGGUAUAUUUAGUUUUUCUGCUGCCCUAGGCACUGUGGAAAUAUUCUGCCUUCUGGACCACCUCCCCAAUGUUUAGCUCAUCAUUUCUCAUAUUAUGAGGCCAUGAUUUCCCCUAUGACAACCAGAGGCCAUUUAUAAUAAAAUUGAUAAAACUUUUGGAGAGCAUAGGAAUGGAAAAUCUUCAUGCCAAACAACCCUUCCAUGAGAAUUUACUGGCAUUUUCCUCCCAAUUCGGUUGCACUAGACAAAGGCUUACUAAGGCAAGGUCAAAGUAUACCCUAGCACAAUCUUCUUCAGUUUCAUUAUCUUCUCAAGCUUCACAAGUUCCUUACAAAGAGAUUAGUAUGUUUUGGUAUGCCUAUUGGGCUGCACACAAUUAAGCUCAUUUGGUGGAUGAGUUCCUGCUGCAAGCAAUGGGGCAGAGAGGUCCUUUAUAGCAUUCCGUGAAGACAAAUAUGUCAGUGAAACCCUGUAGAAGAGACUUUAACUACAUUUCAGUGUAUUU
Molecule: messenger RNA, 3479 nt
Organism: Bombina bombina (fire-bellied toad)
Lineage: Eukaryota; Metazoa; Chordata; Amphibia; Anura; Bombinatoridae
Gene: PGR
Product: progesterone receptor
Exons: 8
Coding region: 130-2379 (749 amino acids)
Biological process (GO): steroid hormone receptor signaling pathway; regulation of DNA-templated transcription
Cellular component (GO): nucleus
Molecular function (GO): DNA-binding transcription factor activity; zinc ion binding; steroid binding
Source: RefSeq, a predicted model, not a curated record